AUGCUGCUCGACCACUUGUACGACGCAUUCACCAUUUCGUUUGUUGUUCAGCUUUGCAUCGCUGGGAUAAUCUUCCGCCUGUUAUACAACAAGUAUGCCAACGGCAUCAAUCAUAUCCCAGGACCCUUCUUGGCAAGCUUUACCGAUCUGUGGAGGCUGUGGAUAGUAUGGAAGAGGAGGGCGGAGGUGGUGCACAUCCGACUUCAUGCACAAUAUGGCAGCCUCGUGCGAAUUGGGCCGAAUACUGUAAUCGUCUCGGACAGCCAGGCAGCGAAGCAAAUCUAUGCGCUGAACGCCGGUUUCGUCAAGUCGGACUUUUAUCCCGUCCAGCAAACCAUCGCCAAAGGGCGGCCCCUGUUGACCAUGUUUAGCUCGACGGACGAGGCCUUCCACGCAAAGCUCCGCCGCGCCGUGUCCAAUGCCUACGCCAUGAGCUCAAUCGUACAGUACGAGCCGCUAGUAGACUCGACGGCGAAAGCGUUCUUGUCCGAGCUGACCAGACGCUACGCCAACCGCGAUGAGGCGUGCGACUUUGGCACAUGGCUGCAGUACUAUGCGUUCGAUGUUAUUGGCGAGCUGACUUAUUCGAAGCGGCUGGGUUUCGUCGACCGCGGCGAAGAUGUCGACGGCAUCAUCCACGAUCUCGAGUGGCUGUUGAACUACGUUUCCGUGGUCGGCCAGAUGCCCAUCCUCGACCGCCUCUUCCUGAAGAACCCCUACCGUUUAUGGAAGAGCAAGCACGGCUACUCCAACUCCAACACGCCCGUCGUCGAGUUCGCCAAGAGGCGCAUAGCCGAAAGCAACAACGAAAAGGACGGCACCAAGGCUGAUGGUGAAGCACCACGACAGCGGGACUUCCUGUCGCGGUUCCGCGAAGCACACCGCAAGAACCCGGACUUCAUAAGCGAGGAGCGUGUACUCGCGUUGACCGUGGCCAACAUGUUUGCGGGGUCAGACUCGACAGCCAUCUCACUACGUGCUGUCUUCUACCACCUGCUACGCAAACCGGCGGCGCUGGAGAAGCUAGUUGCCGAACUUGAAGAGAUGGAAGGGAAAAAGAAGAAUGAGGAAGACACCUCCAGCGGCAGCGGCGGGGACGAGGAGUCUCUGGUGCUGCCACGAUGGAGCGACGUGCGUGACCUGCCGUACCUGGGUGCCGUCAUCAACGAGGCGCUGCGCGUGCACCCAGCCGCCGGCCUUCCAUUGGAGCGAAUCGUGCCGCAGGGGGGUGUCACCGUCUGUGGUGCAUUCCUCCCUGCAGGCACCAUCGUGGGCUGCAAUGCGUGGGCUCUACACCGUGACGAGGCCGUGUUCGGAGACGACGUCGGUGCGUUCCGGCCGGAGCGGUGGCUCGAGGGGUCCGAAGCACGGCGGGCGGAGAUGAAGAACUGUCUAUUUGCUUUUGGGGCCGGCGCCAGGACGUGCGUCGGCAAAAAUAUCAGCUUGCUCGAGAUGUACAAGCUGGUCCCCGCUGUGCUGCUGAACUUCGAGGUAUGUUACUCAUAA
Molecule: messenger RNA, 1506 nt
Organism: Lasiodiplodia theobromae
Lineage: Eukaryota; Fungi; Ascomycota; Dothideomycetes; Botryosphaeriales; Botryosphaeriaceae
Product: Cytochrome p450
Exons: 3
Coding region: 1-1506 (501 amino acids)
Molecular function (GO): iron ion binding; oxidoreductase activity, acting on paired donors, with incorporation or reduction of molecular oxygen; heme binding
Source: RefSeq, a predicted model, not a curated record